AUGAUCCUUGCCCUGGACGACCUCCGAUCACAUGCCACGGACGCCGCCUCGGGCCUCGCAGCCGACGAAGACGAGGAGGCGGCCCUGGCGGAGCUGCACCUGCUGAUCAAGCUCCUGAAAGAAGCUAUCCGCGCUGGGGCCCUGGCGCCAGAGCCGCUCGCGCCCGGCGCCGGCGCCUCAUCGGCAGGGACGCCCAUGACGUGGGCGGAGGGCAGCGCCGUGGCAGGGGAGCUGCUGCCGUCCGAUCUGGUGACGCAGAUCGUGGAAUUCCUGCGGUCCUUGAUCAAGACUCUCACAUGGCCCGUGCCGGUUGUGGAGGCGGGGCGGGAGGGGGCGUGGAAGACAGACAGGGAGUUUGGGCGCCAGAUUCUAGCCGGCCAGAACCCUGUGGGCAUUGUGGCGAUCACGAGCAAGGAUGACAUCAGCGCCCUGGAGGCAAAGGGCAGCACGCUCUUCAAGGCCGUCAGGGACGAUUACGGCGGCCAGCUCGAGGGCAAGUCCCUGGAAGAGCUCGCCGCCGCCCCCGGCCAGCCCAGGCUCUUCUAUGUGGACUACGCCCCUGACGCCCUGCUGCCCUACCUGGCGCGCGUGCGGGACGCAUACCAGGACCGCGCACUGCACGCCGGCCGCGUGCUGCUCCACCUCAGCGACGCGGGUGACCUGCUGCCCGUCGUCAUCGAGCUCAAGUCUGACCCCGAUGAGCUGUUUAUCGCCUACACCCCGAAGUCAGGGGAGGCCCUGUGGCUGCUGGCCAAAACAGUAUUCAGCUCCCUGGGUGCGUGCGUCGACUUGACCAUAUUGAACGCAGGAGUCCCCGGGCAAAUCCUCGAUGACGGCAGCGCCAGAGCGCGUCGGGGCGUCAUCUGCCUUGCCAAGCCAAAAGCGUCCUUGCCCCGCUAG
Molecule: messenger RNA, 900 nt
Organism: Monoraphidium neglectum
Lineage: Eukaryota; Viridiplantae; Chlorophyta; Chlorophyceae; Sphaeropleales; Selenastraceae
Exons: 5
Coding region: 1-900 (299 amino acids)
Biological process (GO): lipid oxidation
Molecular function (GO): metal ion binding; oxidoreductase activity, acting on single donors with incorporation of molecular oxygen, incorporation of two atoms of oxygen
Source: RefSeq, a predicted model, not a curated record